AUGAAGUUCACUUUCUACUUCCAUGCUUUAGGGCUUCUGGGCCUAAGUGAGGUAGCUUUCGCCGUCGUUGCAGCAGCCUCCUCCUCGGUCAAAAUCAACACUGGUGCGAAGUUGCAACAUGUAGAUGGCUUCGGAUUCUCCCAGGCCUUCACGCGUGCAGGUCAAUUCCAAGCUGCUGAUCCCGCGAUCCAGAAGCAGGCUCUUGACCUUCUCUUUAGCAAGGAAAGUGGCGCAGGAUUCAGCAUCAUCCGCAAUUGGAUACCAUCUUCCUUCAACUACACCAUCGAGCCCAACAGCCCUGGCUCGGCCUCCGCUCCUCCCCAGUACCGGUGGGACGGUUGGGACGAGGGACAGCUUUGGUUUACCAAGCAAGCUGUCAGCUAUGGAGUCAAAACAAUCUACGCCGAUGCAUGGAGUGCACCGGGGUUCAUGAAAACCAGUGGGAAUGAGGCAACUGCUGGUUAUCUGUGCGGAACUCCAGGUCAUUACUGUGCGACAGGAGACUGGAGACAAGCCUAUGCCGACUACCUCGUUCAAUAUGUCAAGUUUUAUGGGAAUGAGGGACUUCAUAUCACCCAUCUCGGCUUCUUGAACGAGCCUGACUACCAGCCAAGCUACUCGCAAAUGCAAAUCAGUCCCAACGCGUCAGAAGCCAUUUCCUUUAUUCCAGUUCUCCGCAAAACCGUUGAUACCGCGAAGUUGGAUGUGAGCAUCACCUGCUGCGAUGCCACCGGCUGGGACAAACAAUCUAGCUACACCAAUGCCCUGGUAGCAGCCGGUAUGGAACGCGACCUCGGUGUUAUUACUGCCCAUAUGUACUCGAGCGAUGCGACCUACCCUCUCAACACCUCUCUUCCGACAUGGCUUUCCGAGGCUGGUGUCGAAACCAAUGUCGGUGGCUUUGUCCCUACAUGGUACAAUACCGGCGCGCUCAACGAAGGCCUAUCCUGGGCCAGCAAGAUCGCCAAAGGAUUUGUCGAUGCCGGCCUGAAUGCUUAUCUUUACUGGGAAGGCUUCGAGAUUGCCCAGCAGCAGUCCGCAAGCCAUCUUCUCGACACUACCGGCACCAAUAAUACAGUCGUACUGCAAUCGGGGAUCUUUCAUGCUUUCAGCAUGUGGUCUCGCUUUGUUCGACCGGGAGCGCACCGUGUCGAGACAUCAGGGGGUUCCAAUCUGGCCAAUGUGAUUACGGCUGCCUUUCAGAACCAAGAUAAGUCCGUGGUGGUGAUUUUCACAAACACUGGCUCUGCGGACCAGCCAACUGAUCUUGUGGUUCCUGACCACAAGGCUGGAGGCAGUGCAAAGGCUUGGCUGACCGACAACACGCACAAGGUGGAACGAACUAGUGUCGGUCGCGUUCGUGGUGGUUCCAUUCAAGUGACCAUCCCCGCCCACAGUGUGGUCACUGUCAAGUUCCCUUAA
Molecule: messenger RNA, 1422 nt
Organism: Penicillium subrubescens
Lineage: Eukaryota; Fungi; Ascomycota; Eurotiomycetes; Eurotiales; Aspergillaceae
Product: glycoside hydrolase family 5 protein
Exons: 3
Coding region: 1-1422 (473 amino acids)
Biological process (GO): sphingolipid metabolic process
Molecular function (GO): glucosylceramidase activity
Source: RefSeq, a predicted model, not a curated record